Odocoileus virginianus texanus is the source of this 8279-nucleotide messenger RNA. NCBI's taxonomy places the organism in Eukaryota, Metazoa, Chordata, Mammalia, Artiodactyla, Cervidae. The record is from RefSeq and is a predicted model, not a curated record.
UCGUCUCUAUUGCUUUAACUCCGUUGCCAGAUGAAAUGACAUUCUUUUGGGCUAUUUGAACGGUAUGACUGCAUGUAACUUUAAGUGUGUAUUUUGUUUUUCUUCCAUGAUUAUACAAAGAGUGGAGAUGAAGACGAAAGCCAACAGCUCCAAUAUGCAGUUGCUGCUUUUUGUUUUCUUGGCGUGGGACCCAGCCAGGUUGGUGCUGGCUAACAUCCAAGAAGAUGAGGCUAAAAAUAACAUCACCAUCUUUACAAGAAUUCUGGACAGACUUCUGGACGGUUACGAUAAUCGGCUUAGACCGGGACUGGGAGACAGUAUUACUGAAGUCUUCACUAACAUCUAUGUGACCAGUUUUGGCCCUGUCUCAGAUACAGACAUGGAAUAUACAAUAGAUGUUUUCUUUCGACAAAAAUGGAAAGAUGAGCGAUUAAAAUUUAAAGGUCCUAUGAACAUCCUACGACUCAACAAUUUAAUGGCCAGCAAAAUCUGGACUCCGGACACCUUUUUCCACAACGGUAAGAAGUCGGUGGCGCACAAUAUGACAAUGCCAAAUAAGCUGCUGCGAAUCCAGGAUGACGGCACCCUGCUGUACACGAUGAGGCUUACAGUUCAAGCUGAAUGUCCAAUGCACUUGGAGGAUUUUCCAAUGGAUGCCCACUCAUGUCCUCUGAAAUUUGGCAGCUAUGCAUAUACAACCUCAGAGGUUACUUACAUUUGGACAUACAAUGCGUCUGAUUCUGUACAAGUUGCUCCUGAUGGCUCUAGGUUAAAUCAAUAUGAUCUGCUGGGCCAAUCAAUUGGGAAGGAGACAAUUAAAUCUAGUACAGGUGAAUAUACUGUAAUGACAGCUCAUUUCCACUUGAAAAGAAAAAUUGGGUAUUUUGUGAUUCAGACAUAUCUGCCUUGCAUCAUGACGGUCAUUCUCUCCCAAGUGUCGUUCUGGCUUAACAGAGAAUCUGUGCCCGCAAGAACAGUGUUUGGAGUAACAACUGUUCUAACAAUGACGACUCUGAGCAUCAGUGCGCGGAAUUCUCUCCCCAAAGUGGCUUAUGCGACUGCCAUGGACUGGUUUAUUGCUGUUUGCUACGCCUUUGUGUUCUCUGCCCUCAUUGAAUUUGCCACUGUUAAUUACUUCACCAAAAGAGGAUGGGCUUGGGAUGGAAAGAGUGUCGUCAACGACAAGAAGAAAGAAAAGGCUUCUGUGAUGAUACAGAACAACGCUUACGCAGUGGCUGUUGCCAAUUACGCCCCGAAUCUUUCCAAAGACCCAGUUCUCUCCACCAUCUCCAAGAGCGCAACCACGCCAGAACCCAGCAAGAAGCCGGAAAACAAACCAGCUGAAGCCAAGAAGACUUUCAAUAGCGUUAGCAAAAUUGACAGAAUGUCUAGAAUAGUUUUCCCAGUUCUGUUUGGUACAUUUAAUUUAGUUUACUGGGCCACAUAUUUAAACAGAGAACCUGUAUUAGGGGUCAGUCCUUGAUUCUAGGCACAGGUUGUCUUUGAGAUGUAUAGCGACAUUACACUUGGUUUGUUUUGCCAUGUACAGUCUGACUAAUAACUGCUAAUUUGUGAACCAACAUGUACAGUAUGUAUAUAGCAUCACAGCUUAUAGACCUCUAAUGGAGACACGCAUUUGCUAACCAAUGGCAGAAGGCUCCCCAGGCCCAAUGAGCCAUUGCCUUUUUAAAAGAUUUACCCUCAGAAUUGGUCUAAAGUAGAUUUCAGGUGAUCUGAUUUAUUUUCUCUUAUUCUAACAGCAAUGAAAAUGGAGAUCUUACACAACCCUUUAUGGACCCUUUUGAUUUAGGUCUGACAUAGUAGUAUUUUCUACUCUUACCUAACUAUAAAGUAAAAUAACAUUGUCUUAGAACCUCCUAUCUUUCCUUCUUGAGUGCUCAGAAUCCCUGCUAAUAUAAUUGGAAGCUUAGCACACAUCUGAAGAAAAACUAGAGAUUUGAAAUCAGCUUUUAAUUACUCUGUUUAGUAUCUAUAGCCAUGUACAUACUACGGCAUGACAAAUUCAAAUGAUUAUGAAUCACCCUGACAAGAUGUUCGGUAUGCCUAGGAUUUAAUAACUGUUGGAAUGCCAUGGUCAUCACAUGUUUCACAUCAGAGUUUAUUUGAAAGUAAUAAUUGAAAUCCUCCAGAUUAUUUUAAUCAUUGGAAACUACCUUAAAUUAAAAAAAAAAGAUGAUAAAUAGGUCUUAGUAUUUCCAGGUAUGUGUUGUAUUGAAAUUGAUCAGCUAAAUUUUCUUGGUGCUGGAAACUGGAAAAGACAUCCAGUUUGGCUGCUGUGGAGCAACAUUCAUAUUGGAUUAGAAAACUGUGCCAAAAACUCCCAUCAAUGAGAAUUCAUAGGUGUCACGGAGUAAAUAUGAGCACUUAGAUGAUUCUCUCCUUUCUUGUUUACUGCAAAUUCUGCCUUAAGGCUUCUUUUCAUCAGGACUCAGAAGCCAACUAAUUACAGAGAACAGGGCAGUUAAUUGGCACAUUUUUCUGUCUUGAAAGCAGCUCUUUCAGAUAAGAAUUAAUGUAAAUUCUGCUUUUGUAAAUUGCAACUUUAAAUUUCUCUGACUCAAAUUUGCAGCUUUGUAUAUGAGAAGAGGUUUUGGUAAGAGUUGAACAUUUUUAAACUGAAACUUUAAAGCAUCACCAACAGAUUGUGGAUUAGUUCACAUGCACAAACAAAAUACACACACCCACAAUUAGCUCAAUUAGGGUAUGUACACAAAUAUUUAGCUAAAUUAGAAACCACGGUUUUCAAUUUUAUAUAAUUACUAAUUAUUAAUGAGCAAAAUUCAUUUUCCUUUUAGAAUUUAAAAUACUCUUUAUGCCCCUGAAAUAUGUUACAGAAGUUAUUAAUUGUGUCUCAUGUUAUUAGACUCAACAUUUUUGGUAAACUUAAAAUCCUUUAAACUCACAUAUACAUUAGCAGUUAUUAGUUGACUUUUACUAAUAGAUACACCUUUAUGAUGGUGUUUUUGUAGAGACAUAAGUAGUCAAAUAGUGGCAUUUCUUGCAGUUUUGUACAGUAUUUCAGUAUAGUGCAUAAAUAAGUAUGUUCAUAAAAUCAAUAAAAGAAGUUAUCUUAUGGAAGCAAGCAAAAUCACAGCAAAAACUGCUAUUCUUUUGCAUCGUUUAUAGUUUUUAUUUUUUUCAUUUUUUUUUUGUUUCAGUGUGAUUCUGUUAUGUGCUUUGCAUGGUUGUAUUAAUACCAAGGUCACAAAUGCAUCUUAUUAACAGAAUUUGCCGUGAAGACAGCCUUGACAUUAAAAAUUCCCUCACAAAAGGUAAUCCAUAAUCUUUAAUAAAAUAAACUUGUUACAUGAGCCAAUAAAUGUAUUGUUUAAUUCCCUUCCAAAGCACUUUUUCGUCAUCUAAAUAGUUUUUAAAAGUGCACCUUAUUCAUAUACUGCAAUGGAAUAUAUCCUGUUUUCUUACACAUUUAAAUAUAUCAUAGCUCUUCCAGGUGGUUUAGGGAAGGGUGCAGUAGUCUAAGACAGUACACAAUGCUUGAAGGCAAGCAAUAAAGAUGCUUUGUAUGGUAUGUAUUGUUAAGCAUUUUAAAAUAUUAUAAGUUCUGCAUUUCCCCCUUAAUGUGUGACUAUACAUCAUAAAUUUAUAAAUAUGUACAUAUGUAAAAAUAUUUGUAAAUAGCAGUUUCUGUAGGACAACAGAAAAAAACUCAUCUAUACCUUUGCAAAAGGCUGCUCCUACAUUGAUGGUACCUGUUUAUUAAAAUUUAUGGUAGAUUGACCAGAAAAGUUAUCAUUACUGUUAUUUUUACUUUUAGUUUCAAUUGUUAAAAUCUUAUUUGAACCUGAUAACAUCUUGACAGUUGAGAUAGUCCAGUAAUGUGGAUCGGGGUUUUCUAUUUUCUUUAACUUUUUUUUUUUUAAACACACUUCCUAGCCUUUUAAAGUUUAGAUAAAUUGAAGAAGUUUUAGUCUUGCUGGAGCGAGGGAGGAUUCUCCAUGGUAAAGGACUUUAAAUUAUAGAACAAGAGUCUUUACAAUUAUUCUCCCUUCCAUAAAUCCUUUUAAAAACACAAAAUAAAAGUGACAUGGAUUUAUUAAAAAUAAGAUUAAUAACUUCAGAAAACAUUUUUAAUAAAAUAACAAUAGUCUUUUUGGCCCAUAAUAUCAUGAUUAUUUUAUGCAGUUGUAUAUUGACAUAAAGAGUUAUGGUAUGUACAAAAUGUAGAUAAAUACAUGUACAUAUAUGGAGAUAUAAUCUCAUUAUUGUAUAGUAACUGCCCUGAUUAAACUAACAUAAUAUUUGUUCAACAAAUAUCUUUUACCUCCUACUGUUUUCCAUGCCAUGGGGAUGUGUUAAUACCACUCAUUUCAUGUCCACAGAAUUUAGUUGAAAAUCAAAGUGCAUCUCAUUCUUGUAAAGACUUUAAAUCAAAGACCAAAUAUAAUAUAUAAGUUAAUUCAUCACUGAGAAUUGAUUAAUGAGUUAUGAGAUCAUGAGUGUGCUAAGAUAGUGGCUGUUUUGCUAUUUUCUUCUGUUUAUGUUUAUAUUUGUUUGACUAGAAAAUGGAACUCAUACAAAACCAUUGAAUAAUUUUUUUAAACUUCAGUGAUUUUUAAAGUGCCAGUCUUAAUGUUUAGCAAUCUUUUCAGGGAUCUAUUUCGAAUUUAUCUCAGGUUUGGAUAAGUGAUCCCCUAGAGCCACAUUUCCAAUUUUUUUUGAAGUAGUUCAUUGUUUAUUUUAAAAGAGCACAAAAGCUAUCAUUUCACUUAUAUUUUUUUGGUAUAUAUACAUAUAUAUAAAGUUUUCAUGAUAUGGCUCUUUUCAUAUUGCUGGUUGAAGGAACUCAACUCUGCCAUGAUGUCAUAGAUCCUAGAAGGGCCCCAAAACCAUGUGGAGUCUGUUGAUGUUGUACUUUGACAUGGCCUGUCAUCAUCCCAAUGUGAGAGUAAGGGAAGUAGGUCAGGUCCACCUUCUGCAAAGUCAUGGUUCUUCAGCAUCUAUCAAAAAUUUUAUUUUCCAAAUGCUUCAUACUUAUUACACUCAGACAGUGCCUGUGAAAUACCAAAAUAUUGAUGACUCAUUUGAAAUUUGGGACCUUAUUAAUAGCUUUAUUAUAUUGGUUUUCCUGUUAUUAGUCUUCUGGCAUUCCUAUAUCCAUCUGCAUAUUUUUGAAGCAAUUCUCAGAUUUUUUUUUUGCCUAUAGAAAGAAUCAAUUUCAAAUUAUGAGUUGAUCAAUUGCUACCCUGUAAUGCACUUAUUUUCCUCUUAAUUUAGGUCUCUGGCAACCUUGGGUUUACCUCUUCUUAAUCCAACGUAUCCAGAAGCAUAAAAUUAAAACUGGGAAGGGGUGUGGAUAUUUUUUAACACUUGCAUACUUAGAGACCAGAGACACUGUAUCAAAAUCACUCAUAAUAGUACGGAUAAGACAAAUAAUGAUAUUUUUCUCUAUUGAAUUCAUGCUUUAAAAAUGAAAUUCAAUAUUUAAUAAAACUCUUAAUAUCCAUAAUCUUGCAUUUUCAACAUUUAUAUGAAAGAUACUAAUCUUUUUCAUUAAUAUUUAUACACUCAUAUUUUCAUCAAAUUCAAAAAAUAUUUUAAGACCUCAAAAAAAGGGAAAAAAAUUCAAAGAGAAAAACCCACUUGAAAAAUGUUUAUUGCCAGUUAAAGCUAAUGAGGCACUUUCCCUUUUUAAGUCCUAAGAAAGGUUAGAAAUUAUACAUACAUAAGUAUAUACAGAGAUAUUUAACAAUCAUGAGUCUAUCAAGGUAAGCAUCAUGAUUAAAGUACUAAGAUAGAUUAAGUUCAUGUCAAAGGCAUUUUGGAAAGGUAAUUAAAAUCUAUUUCUUAUAAGUUUAUAUCACUUUCUCAAAAAUUCUUAAUUAUCCAACAUGUUUAGAUCACAGUUUUCAACCUUAUUUAGGUCAAAUAUUCUAUUUUGCCAGUUUAUAUAAAGAACUUUUUUUAAUACUUAUAAUAUAUUCCUCACUUCAAAUCACUUUCUCUAUGAUGAAGUUAAUACAUAAAUUAAGAUUACCAGUAGGAAAUGCCAAGGAAUAAGUUUAGGUGUCAGUUUAUAGUAAUACUCUCAAAGAACCUUUAAAAAGGCCUUAGCUUUGAUUAGAAAUAGGGGUGUGUGUGUGUGUGUGUGUGUGUGUGUGUGUGUGUAUUUUCCAAGUAUAAAAGAAUAUUUUGAGAAAUUUAAACAAAUUUAUGAAAUAGAAACAAUUUCUUUUAUAAUGAAUGUACUUCCAAAUGUAGCUCUUUUUAAACUGGUAAUUAAUUUAGCCAAUAGAAUAGUUUUUUUUUCAAUAGAUCCAACAAACUUAUUCACUGGAAUUUAGUCUUGAGCCCCACAUAGUUAGAAAUAUCCUUUCUACAAAGGUGUAAACAUUUUUCUGAUGUAUUUUUGGUUGACUCUUUUGAGCCAUUAAAUUUAAAAUAGUAUAACAAUUGUGCUUGUAAGAUAAGAUAAAAAAUCUUUGAAUUUCAAGUUUCUCAAUGAGAGUUUGUUAAAGCCUCUAUUAUAUUUAAUAUCCUGUUGAUCAUUUGCAAAUAGCAAGUCCUCUAUAUAUGUGAUUGAUUAGUUCUAUACCUUUUUUGAAUUGUAAAGCAACUAAGAAUCCAUUUUUUGUGAAAGUAGCUAUUCCCUAACAUUGGUUGCAAUUUAGUUUCUGGGAAUAUAUUACAUUUUUCUUUUUUGGUCUAUAGGUGUAAUAAUGUAUAAAAAAAAGAUUGAAGUUGAUUAAGCACACAAAAUACUAAGCACUUCCCUCUUUAUUUUUCUCAUUUCUUAAAAAAAAUGACAGUUAUUUUAGGGGUUGGAGAGACUUUAUUUGCUAUAUUAUUGGCUCUAUGAUAUUCAAAGUCAUUGAACUUCAAGGAUUAUUUAUUGAUUUCAUCAGUUUGUUGCAAAUUACUUUUUAUAGAAAGAAGUCUAAUCUGACACCAUAUAAAUGUUGAUGUUGGCACUGUGUUAAAUUAGCUUAGUUGGUAUAAAAGAAUGUUUUUAAUGCUUUGUUUAUAAGACUUACUUUACCACAACAUGCUGUCAAAGCAGGCUUAUAUUAUUAGAUAAAUAAGUGUAACUCCAACAAAAUUUAUUUGUGAAAACAAAUGGUAUUAAGAAAGCAAAACAAAGGUGUUAGACACAGAAUUACUUUAGAGAUCAUGACUUAAAGAUUUGUCCCCAGUUAUUUAUUUUUAAAUACUCAACACAGUAGUUGAAGCAGUUGGCUGUGUUUUAAACCUAGCAUAAAUGUGAAGAAGUUUAAUGUAUGAUUGGAAAGACCUAAAUGAAACUGAACUUUGAAUUAUAAUUUUCAUGAAUUAAACAUUACCAUCCAUGGAUAAGUGCUUGAUUGUAGAUCUUGGACACCUGCUCCACAAUUGAUUCCAAGUUUAUUGGUAUCUAAUUUUUUAAAGAUUCUUUUGAGCAGAUAAAAAUUCAGGUUUUAGGGUGCUCCAAAUAGGAUUGUGACCUUUCAUGAAAUAUUCCCAUUAGAGGUCACAGGCAUGGAAACAAGAAAGCUUCAUAUUUGUUGCUGAAUCAGAAAAGUAAAAAACAAAAUGGAAAGGAAUGAUUUCCUCUUGCUACAUAUUAAUAAUACAACUACAUGCAUAGAGAAUGCAUGACAAGUUUCCACCACUAAACUUUGAGCAUUCAUUAAUCUGAGAUUUUAAGGUGACAAUAUGCUUGUAUGGUAGGUUUUCUAGUUUGAAAAAAUCAUUCUAGAGCUAAUAAUAUUUGUAAUUUGUGACCUUGCUGUAACUGGGAAAAGUCACUAUUUUUUGUAUGUAAAAUAAUUUGACCUUUAUUGAAUGUGUCAGUAUGCUUGCUGUUUAAAAAUUCCUAAUUGAUCACAUGCAGAUUAAUGCUAAACAUUAUCUUUUUUGUACUUAUUAAAAUUAAUUUACGUAUAUUUGAUCUGAAAAUUGUGGGUUUUUUUGUACUCUAAUCAUUCAUUGCAUGUUUGCUUACAAGAAUUGAAUUUACUGUAAAUGUGACUUUUUAUAUUGGGAUAGAACACUAAUAUUUUGUAGUAGUAAUUUUAAAUGUUAUCAGUUUCUUAACCUUCUUUUUAAAAUAAAAAGGUCAUAGGGUGAGAGGAAAACUCCAAAUCUCCUUUGAAAUUUUAGGGGGGAGGAUCACGAAUAGUUAACAUUGAUCUGUUUAACACUUUAAGAAAGUGGUGCUAUGGAAAACAUAAAAGUUCACCCAGAUAAUUAGCUCCCUUCUAUCAUAAAAUGUGUCACAUUUACAUGAAACUUAAAUAAAAUAAAUGAUUUUCUUUUAUUUA